GUCUACCAGUUGCACCCUACUCCAGAGGCUCAAGAGGUGGAAAAGAUCAAGGAUGCACGUAUGACUGUCGAGCAGCUAAGAGAACUCGGCGAAGCUCUCUUGAUCGUCAGCGCGAGGUCCAGUUGUAUGAAGGAAAGGAAGGAGUUGCGAGCCUUGAUGGACGAGAAUCUUUCCACAGGCGAGGACCCGAAAGCACCCCAGAAUCCUCUUGCAAAGAAGAUUCGCAACAUGUUGACAAAGAUCGACAAGCAGUUGUCUGCUUACGACGAAAAGGUCGGAUCCUCAUUACAGUUGAUACAGAUGGACCCACAUGGUCGGAUAUCCCUCAAAGAUUUGGAGCAAGCCCUUAAUGUUAUCGCACAUGCUCCCCCACCAGAAGUCGUCCAAGCAAUCGUCAAAAAAUUGGAUGUAGAUGACGACGGUUAUGUCAUGUUAGAGCACGUGCUUGACCUGAUUGGAGAAGAAGGCUUAGGUGUUGUAGUGGAUGCAGACGCACAAGACUUGCUUGGCCAAGGGAGAGAGAUUAUAGACUCUAAAGCUGCAAAGCCGAAGAAGGAGGAUAUUAUACAAGAAAGAUUAGACUAUGCGCCACUACUUUACGUUCUGAUCAAUUAUUGGCUUGUGGGAUGUUUGGAUCAUGGAUUUGCACGUGCAUAUCGCCUAAGACAUUAUAAAAACAUGCAUACAACGGCACUCCCGUGCAUAGCAAUCUCCUAUGCUCCAUCAAGAGUUUAUUCGACGGGAACAGCAGGGAACUCGAAU
Messenger RNA from Acaulospora colombiana, 762 nucleotides. NCBI's taxonomy places the organism in Eukaryota, Fungi, Glomeromycota, Glomeromycetes, Diversisporales, Acaulosporaceae. The record is from the annotation of a GenBank genome assembly.